Molecule: messenger RNA, 11920 nt
Organism: Callorhinchus milii (elephant shark)
Lineage: Eukaryota; Metazoa; Chordata; Chondrichthyes; Chimaeriformes; Callorhinchidae
Gene: bahcc1b
Product: BAH domain and coiled-coil containing 1b
Molecular function (GO): chromatin binding
Source: RefSeq, a predicted model, not a curated record
AUGGACGGCAGGGAAUUCGCUCCUCCUCACCUCCUCUCCCAUGCGCUCGGCGUGGAGGCGGCCCGGGAGCGGGGAGCCCUGGCGCACCGAGCCGUCGGGCGGAUCGCCUCGGCCGGACACGGCGCCGCCCCGCACCCGGCCCACUUCCAGCCCGCAAAGUACUUCUCUUCUCCGCUGCCUAUGCCGACACAUUCAGGCAACGCACUGAUGGGAAACUCAUCAGCGACGUUCAUGGGAAGUUUCCUCGCCAGCAGUUUGGGGUCAGCACCCGCCCAUCCUGCGGGACCCACGGCUUCCCCCUCCGAGCCCGCCUUUCGAAGCCCCCACUCGGCCACGUCGCAGAUCUGGUUUUCCCACUCCCACGAAGUUCCAGGAUACUCCAGGUUUUCUGGCAGUCUUGCCUCAACCUUCCUCCCUAUGAGCCAUCUGGAUCACCACGGAAACGGCAACAGUGUUCUCUACGGUCAGCACCACUUCUACGAGACACAAAAAGAUGGUUUCUAUCUGAGGAAUCUACCAGGACAGCCAACAUUACUCUCAACCAAUCAUGGUUUUCCUUCCAUACCACGAAAUGCACCUGGCCAUCCCAAUUCCUGCAGCAGAGACAGGGAGGUGAGCCAAUCCCAGAAAAGCAUCAAAGAAUCAGAACGGCUCUUAUCUGCCAAGGAGUCCGGGAAAGAACGCAUGAGCAAAAGCGAAGGCACUUCUGUCAGCAGUCAAAGGACACAAAAGGAGAGGCAUUCAGAAGGAGAUGGGAAAGACAGGCAUAAGAUCGUGUUGCCACUGAUGCCAGAUGUAAGAUGCAAGGACGACACUACAAGUAUGCACGGUAGCAUUUGUGACAACAGGAACAAACAUCUCAACAGCUGCUUAACAAACUCCAAAGUUAUGAACGGAGAUUCCAGUAAGAAUUUAUUAUCAAGCUGCACUAAUAUCGGUGGGAUUUUACCAAGGCAAAUGGACAUUCAUACCCCAGGCAGGUGUACCAAAGAGAGCUUAAGGUUUGAGAGGGACUUCAGAGAAAAUGGUUCCUGUGGUCCAAUGCACAGCGAGUGCUCAGACAGUUGGCAAACUGCACACCAUUCUUCAGCAUACUCUGUCCCUUCUUCUCUUUCCAACAUUCCUCCGCCAUCCAGCACAGCCUCCGGAACAUUCCCCUGUUUGCAGGUUCAUUCCAACUUAGACCUUUUUUACCCCAAUCAAGAGAAGGCUGGCAGGGAGCUCAAGGUCACUGGGCCUACGUUUGUGCCUUCAGUGGGACACUUCCAUGACAAAACAGGGCCUUUCCAGGUCACGGCGGAGAAUUGCAGGGUCAGCAGAAGCAUAGGCAAGGAGAAGACACACGAGAAAGGCACAGACCGGUCAGAUAUCAGGACGAUUCCCAGCUCGCACGCUCUUCUAAAGGCAGACGGGAAGGGAAUGGACUGGGCCCACAAUUCAGCCAUGAAAUCCAAACAGCAGUGUGGGAGCACUGGUGCACAGAUGGUGAUGCCCUUCACACCUCAGGCAGCCAAGGGUCCCUCAGGGAAAGGAAGCACUUACGUUAUGCCACAGUCUCAGGAUUGUUUCUGCUCGAAGGAGAUGGAGACAUGCUGUGCCAAGCUUACCCACUCCGGCUACAUGCUGGACCGGGAGCACGGCCAUGAGGUCCACGAGAGAGCUUCGAAAGACUCCCACGGGCAAAAAGUGGCCAGGAUAAGGCACCAGCACCAUAAGCUUUCCGAGGUGGAGCACAUAGGAAGCAGUUCGGAGAUGAAGAGAAGGCCACCAGAGCUCAGUUGUAUGAGCUACAAUGGGUCACACUUACCACCGUGGCAGGGUCAUCAGAUCCCAAUGGGUGAAGACAGGAAGAACUCCUAUCUGGACCCUUUUAGUUCAAGUUUACAGCAGGCAUCAAUGUUGUCGCAAGGAUCUGUGCUAAACCAGGACAUGUUAGGUCAAACUGAUGAGGUCUCAGCCAUGAAGAGUUUGUUAAAAUACAGCAGCUCCUUUCCUCCCGGCACACAGACCUUGAUUGUCGGCCAGAAGACCCCUUUCGGAGGCCUGGGGAACAUCAGGGCUAGCUGCGUCCAUCAGGAAAUCAAAUUCCAAAGCGGGAAGUCACACCUGGACUUGGAGCGACCGGACUGUGCCAAAGGAAGGGAAGGCGAGCCAUCUCACGGAGACGGAGAGGUGCGGCAGCCACCGGUGGGGAUCGCGGUUGCCGUGGCGAGGCAAAAAGACACCCAUAACAAGCACGAGAUGCCUUGUGGCCCUGACUCCAGCAAACACAGCAGACACAUGCCUGGUCUGAAAGGUCCAUCCCGCUCAACCUACAUUAUAGACCUGGAAGCUGAGGAGGAGAAUAACCAUCUCCGUGAGGAAAGAAUGGGACUGACACGCCUGGACAGGGAAAGGGAGCACUUACUCCGAGAAAACAAAGAGCUCAUGGAGUUUGCACGAAUCCGUCCAUCAAGUGGUUGUCCUGGAGACCUGAAUCCAAACCUGAUGGUCACUGGAGGAUCAUCCAUUCAAGCCAGUCAAUUGGGAACUGAUCACAAUGCACACCCCCACCUUACCCCUCCGCAUUGGCUGCCAAGGACAGGCAGCCCCUCUGUGUGGAUGGGUGGACAUUCAUACGGGAUUGGCCACCCAGCUCUGCACUCCAAUCUACCGCCGGGUUUUCCAGCUUCGAUGCCGAGUGCCAUGCAGACGGUAUUCCCACUUUCCCAGGAUCCCUCGGCUCAGCUUGUCAUCCUGCCCACUGAGCCGCCCGCGCCUCAUUCUACUCCUCAUCAUCUUGCUGAAGUGAUUGAUCCUGCACAUUCUCUCUGGCCAUCUAUUUACCCAGCGCGAGCCCCCACAACACACAUUCAGCAUCCAGGCCAGCUCUCAGUCUACCCCCGCUCCCAGCUUCUACGUCAGCAGGAGCUCUACAUGCUUCAACAGCAGCAGCAGCAACAACAGCAACAGCAGCAUCAACAGCAGCAGAGGGCACAAGCCAUGGAACUCCAUCGCUAUUCACAACUAGUGGAUCAACGCAAGGCGGAGGAACGCCGAAUGGAAAUGGAGGAGCCCGUUCUCGAGAGGAAUAGGAGAUCACACAAAACAGUUGCCUUAAACUCUCCCAAGAGUCAUUCUUCACCCGUCAUACUCCCACCCGGCAUGUGUUCGACCAAACUCUCUCCGUGCCGCCACUCUCCGUCACUGAGACCCAAGUCAGGGUGCCCCACCCCCCAGCCCACAGCGAUGUGCCCUUUGCCUUCCUGCCCUACUACUACUCCUGCCAUCGUCGCUCAGUCCCCAGCCAUCAUCUCUCCUCCAUCCCAGAAUUCCGCAAGAAAUGAGACCGCUGAAAAGCGAACAGAAGGACAACCGCCUCAGGAUUAUCCACAGUCAUUCGAGCCAGAUCUCCCACCUGGCUAUACAUACUCAAAUGUUGCCAUUGGCUACACAUCCCCUACUCCCCUUGUGCACUCUGCCGACCUUGCAGACCCUCAAACUAUGCAACCGGUCUCCACGGCGGCCGAACCAGAGCAGGCCAGGACGUUUACGCCUGGUGAGCAAAUUCACUGUGAAACUCAGCAGUCGACCACGCUGGGAGAUGCAAGUCCUACCGACAGACACGUUAUCGCAAACGAGCUGGAUCCCGAAGAGCAAAAUCCGCGCAAAACCCUGCGUAACCCGGAGGAAAAGAAGGCGGGAAGUACAUUUCCAGCAGAGAAUUCAACCCAGGGGCAACUUGAGUCGUCUGCGCAGGAGAAGGUGGAAUGCUCGAGGCAUCUGAUAGCUGCUCAGGGAACAGCCACUGACACGGAAAUUCUAGGAGACGAAAGUGGACAAGGAAGUCCUUUGACGGAGCCACCUCCUCAAGGUAGUCAGUUCACGACUUUAACCAAUGACCCAGUGGACGUACAGAACUCAGAUAAUUCUGGCCCAGUGAUCGACACAGAUUUUAAAAAGGAAUGGAACAUUGCCAAACAGGUGAUUGAGGAGAAGGAGGAAGAGGGGGAGGACGAGGAAGAGGAGGAAAUUGCCCAUGACGCCUACGAGAGGGAUGAAGUGUUCAAAUGGCGGUUGGAUUGCAUGGCCGGGAUGGAUGCGCUGGUGGCUGCUGGGCUCAGCAUGGGAGAGCUUCUCGCUUUGGAGUCUGAGGUUCCCCGCUCCUCUAUGCCAUCCUCACACACUACAACCUCGACCUUUUACCCUUGCUCAGGGAUGCACGGAAUAGCUUUGCUGAGUGAAUUGGCCGACCUUGAACACCAGAGGCAAAUGGGUGAUGGCACCAGUCAAGGGGAGGAAGAGGCCGCCCUCAAUCAAGGUCUCCAAAGCCUUGCUACCAUUGCUGCUGCCCGCUCGCUGGUGGAGGCAGUGCCCAUAGAGAUGGGCGACCCUGGGAACAAAGUCAUGGAGAGCAAACCCUAUCCGGUCCGAAUCCCGCGGGUGCUGAAUUUACGAAGGAAAUACUCGUGGAGUCCAAAGGCAGAGACGGUAUGUCCUCUGAAGGCUGCUAUAGACAGGAUGGACACCCAGGAGCUGGAAAUGAGAAUGAGGUUGGCCAAACUCCAGCGUCGGUACAAGGAGAAACAGCGAGAACUUGCCAAACUUCAGCGGAGGCAUGAUAACGAGAGAGACGAAAACUCAAGGAGCCCAGCAAGGCGAGGGCCCGGGCGGCCGAGGAAACGCAAGCUUCUUUCCACCGUCCUCUCCUCUUUCGGGCAGCUCAGUGAGCUGGGCAAAUGCGAGGGCAAAAAAGCAACAUCCAUGAGGACAGGCUUGAGCCUCCUCUGUGAGGAACUGAGGAGCGUAGAAGAGCCCAAACCGAAGAAGAGCAAAGUUUCUAUGAGAGAAAGCAAAGAGCAGGAGUACGGUGGAAGUAAGACUGGGUCAGAGACAAAACCAAGAACGAACAAGAAGGACGUCUCUCAAACCAAGCUUACAUCAAAGCUGGGGAGAACAAGCUCGCAGCCAAAGCAAAAGGUACUAGGUAAAACAGCAAAUAAAACACACACGACAGCCAUUCUGAAGUCUGCCAACACCAGUCUCUUCGGAGUCAAAAAGUCAACGCAGUCUGUUAAAAUCCAGAAAAAAAUGGCAAAAGCAAAGACCUCAUCAAUAUCGUACAGGAAAGAUACAGCAAAGCAUGUGACUGCUUCUUCAGAAACAGCCUUGAAAAUGGAGUCGGCAGAGGAAGAUCGUUUACCGAGCGGGAAAACUAUUUUUGCCAGAAACAAAGUGGCCCAGAAGGUCAACUCCCUGGUUAAAAAGAAGCCUAUCAUUCAACCCAAGAGAAGGGCCAUUGGGGUCAAAGUGCAGAAAGCAGGAAUUAAGAAGCAGAAACAGGAAAUUCAGCCCACAGUGAAUGAAAAGGAAUGGUUGUCUACAGAGAGUGACGGCUUCUCCUCAGACGCAGAUAUGAGUGACGACGAUGACAACUAUAACAGUGCAGACAGCAGCGAUUGCAUCGCGGAACUGCCCAUGAAAGAACUGGGGCUCCGUACAGAAUACUCACCAGCACCGAUCCCUGCUGAGAUCGGCCCCUCACCUUCCUCCAUUGUGAAGCUCGAAGCUAAUCAGAAAGCGAAGAAGAAGAAAGAAAGGCAAGGUCUUCUCGGGACUCUCGGGUUUUGCAAUGCGGACGGGGACGUGAAGAUCAAGAAGAGGCCGGCCAGGCCAGGCAUGGACUCCAGCGGCACGGUCAAAAAGCUGGAGAAGCUUCCAGCAAACAAGAAAAAAGGAAUCAAAAUGGGAGAGAAGCCCAAAAAGCUGAAGAAUGCAAAAGGCGGAGCAGAGGUGACAAUCUGGCGGCGUCUUGAAUCUAAUCUGCGGCCCCUGCUGUAUGGAGAGAGAUUAUUUCCCAGUGCCAACUCUGUGCCUACACAAAUGGCAUCUAGAAGUCAGGCCAAGAAAGGCUCAGCCAACAGGUGUAAAAAGAUCACCAGAAAAAGCAAAGUAUUACAGGCCGCUUUCAAGAAAUCAAGCGGUCUGUGCCUUUCGCAAAAAGAAACGAAACCCAUCGACUACAAACAGAAUAGGCUGAACAAACUGAAGAGCAAACUGCCAGUAAAAGAGGUAAAGGGUCGAGCCGUCAGUAAACUUUUGGAAAGCUUUGCUGCAGAAGAUGAUUUUGAAUUUGAUGAAGACAGCAGCUUUUCUGAGGAAGAUGAAAACGCCUCUGUGAGCUGCUCGGCAGAGAUGCACCUCCCUCGAUCGUGUGCCAUCCAUAAGGAGGAUCUCAAAGAAGGCCUUCAGAUUCUUAUACCAAAGGAAGACAAACUGCUGUACGCAGGAUGCAUCAAGAUUCUACAGUCGCCUGACAUCUACAGUGUUGUGAUUGAAGGGGAAAGAGGAAAUCGGCAAAGAAUCUAUUCCCUGGAGCAACUACUACAGGAAGCCGUACUUGAUGUCAGACCGCCUUCAACACGGUUCCUGCCGCCAGACACCAGGGUGUGUGCGUAUUGGAGUCAAAAAUCCCGCUGUCUUUACCCAGGAACUGUAAUUCAAACUGACAGCUCCAGUGAUGAGGAAGAUGAGGAGGGCGGAGAUGAUUUUGUCACUGUGGAGUUUGAUGAUGGGGAUGUAGGACGCAUUUCACUAUCAAAUAUCCGGCUCCUUCCACCGGAAUACAAAAUACAAUGUACAGAACCUUCUCCCGCUCUGCUGGUAUCGAAUGGGAGGCGACGGAUCAGGAGAUUCUGCAAUGAGAAGCAGGAAAGUGCGGAAAGCAGUUUCCGUCCGGUUCGACAACAUUCCCUGCAAUUGAACAAAACCCUUGGGAGAAAGACUUCAGUAAAAGGAAAAGCUGGAAAAGGAGUUUUAAAUUCAGAGGUAUCGACUUUGUUGAGAGCGGGACAUGUGCUCGGUAAGAAGACAGAUGCACUAAUAAACUGGCCUGGGAUUGCCCAGACAAAGAAAAAGGCCUUGAAUAAGAACACGGCUAUUUUAGAAAACCUCUUUCAGUUAAACGGAAGCACAAGGAGGAUGAAGGUUAAGGAGAGAUUCCUUCCUAUGCAUGGUCUUCCUCGGCCUGUGUUCAGCAGUGGGUUUGAGGUUGACUCUUUCAGCAGCAUUGCCAACACCUUUGGAGCCUUUGGUGGCAGCCCAAGUCUGGCAGCAAAUCCUAAGCCAUUGAAGUCCAGAAAGGUGGAAAAGCUGGACAUGUUGGCACCCAAAGGUGGGAGGAAAAAAUCAGGAAUGGAAUUCCUUGUCAAAUUAGAUCACGAGGGGGUGAUGUCUCCAAAAACAAAAAACGGAAAAGCCUUACUGAUGAGCGAGAAGGAGUUUGGAGUCAAACUCAACACUGGCUAUUCGCAGUCGGUGUUGGUCAGUAAAGACAGGAAGGGGAGGGUAGACCUUCUGAAAGGAAAACAUGCUCAGCUUCAAAACCUUCCACUCAGAUUAGCCAUGACCGAGUACACCGGUCAGUCAGACUUCCGCAUGGAUUGUGACAGUGACAGUCAUAGUUCCUACUCUGAUAUGGACGACGAGGAUGAAAAUGGGAACUUACGAGACAGCGUCACGUCUAGAUAUAUGUCCAGGUUGUCCGUCUCUUCAUCAUCAUCUGCAUCUUCAUCCUCUUCAACAUCUGGUUCUACCUCCACAUCCAGCUUGUGUUCGUCAGACAACGACGACUCAUCCUACAGCUCUGACGAUGACUCAACGCUCUUGCUUCAAACUUGUAUGACCCACCCUGUGCCUGCAAUGCUGGCGCCCUCUGAGCCAUUACAAACAGAGACAAAAAUGUCACCGCACUCUUUCUCAGCGAAGUCUGUGAUGCCUACUAAUAAAGCCAAGCUAAAGAGACAGGAGGAAUUGAGUCUUCAAAAGGCCAAGGAGCUGGCAAAGAGGCAAAGAUUACCAUCUGUGGAAAAUCGUCCAAAAAUCUCUUCCUUUCUGCCAGCACGACAGCUCUGGAAAUGGUCUGGCAAACCAACUCAGAGGCGAGGUAUGAAAGGAAAAGCAAAGAAACUUUACUAUAAAGCCAUUGUGAGAGGGAAAGAGACCAUUUGUGUGGGAGACUGUGCUGUGUUCCUCUCUGUCGGACGCCCAAACCUGCCGUACAUUGGUCGGAUAGAAAGCAUGUGGGAAUCUUGGGGAAGCAACAUGGUAGUGAAAGUGAAAUGGUUCUACCAUCCCGAAGAGACAAAACUGGGCAAGAAAUCCAAUGAUGGCAAGAGAGCUUUGUACCAAUCUUGCCACGAAGAUGAAAACGACGUGCAAACCAUCUCCCACAAGUGCCAGGUGGUCAACCUGGAGCAGUACGAACAAAUGAUAAAAACCAAGAAAUACCAGGACAGUCAAGACCUUUAUUACCUGGCAGGAACCUACGACCCUACAAUAGGCAGGAUUCUUAAUGCAGAUGGAGUACCCAGUCUCUGUUAAAAAAAAAGAAACACUUAAAUGUAUAAAUUAAUAUAAAGCCUGGAUUUGCACCACACUAACAGGGACUGAGUAACUACUCUGUUUAGAAACAAAAAUAACUAACCUAAUGAACUUUUCUGAUGAUGCAAGAUGGACUGGAUCUGGAAUUAUGCUCUCUAGUAACUCGAAGCUCAAGUACGCAAUCCUGGAAUCACGGCAGCGAGGCCUCCAGGGGUCGAGCAGAAAGAUUUUUUGGAAACACAAUGAGGACUAAGCCUUCAAGGAUCAGUAAUACUGGAUUUACCAAAGUGGAAUCCUUGGGGCAUCAACAGGCUGGAACUUCUAAGCAUCAAUGGGUCGACCAGGCUGAAUUUGCACAUGAGACAAGUAGGCCUCAAAGAAUAAAGAGGAGUUAGGAUUUUGUGAGAUGUGAGAGCUGGGCCUCAAAAAAAAAAUCAAGAAAGCUGGAAUGGACACAUGGGAACUAGACCUUGAUCAGAUUGGGUUUCGACCAUGGGUCAUACAGCAUGGAAUUUAUUUCAGUGUGUGUGUGUACGUAUGUGUGGGUGUGUGCGUGUCGACUGGAGAAAGGAAAAGCAAGCAUCAUACAAGCCAUACACUCCCAGUACCUCUGUCUGCUUUCAGCUUUGCAAAGCAGAAUCAGGUCUAAUGUGUUUUUCUUUUGUUGUUGUUGUUACUUUGUUUCCUGGAGAGUUUUGUAAAAACCCAGGANUUUUUUAUAAUGCACUGCAUUACUCAGCUCAGCUGAGACCGUGUUUGUUAGCUGGAACUUCUGAAGAAGAAAGUAAAAAAAAAAGAGAUUUGUCUUUUAAGAAGACUGUUUUCUGAAAGAAGCCACAAAGCAGUUUGUUGCGUCAUUCAGUCCUAUUAAUACUAACCUCUUAAGUGAACAGUUAUUGAGAGUGAGUUUCAUUCGCUCUUUCUGUUGGAUAAAACAGUUCAUUAUUUUUUAGUCGUGGGCAAAGAAAGUUACGAUCCCUAUCACUGAAAAUUGGAUUCAAUUCCAUAUACAUGUAGGGAACAGUUCCCUCCAUGUUGCACAAAUGUUAAAGAGGCAGUCUCCCUUUUAUUGAUCAAUGUCGACAAUCCACUGAAACUUUCAAUGCUCAGUACAACUGCAAGUCUCACAGAAAUUAACGGGGUUGGAAAUUUAGAGCAAAUCCGCUCGUAACACAUACAUUAAGUUCUCGGUCCUGAAAACAAUGGGGAUGAUACUUACCGGAAGAAAUGGAGGAUGAAUAAUAGUGUGUUUUGGUUUGUCAUUUAAAAAAAACGCAGUGACUUUACACAGCACAUGUAACCCAUGAGACUUUGUGUUAAGUGGGUUGUAAUGAUCUCCCGAGGCAUUGAAUUUUUCUGUAAACAACCAUCCAGCAAGUGAUUUAUCAAUUAUAUCAUAUAGUUUGUAGCUGGAAGUGAUGGCAGCUCAUAAUGUCUGAUUGUGUGGGUAAACUGGAAAAUAACGCAGGAUUAAUUUGAACACCAGUCUGUUUGAUCCUUGCAGCCGUACGUUUUAAUUCAUCAACUUCAGAAGGCCAACAAAAUCAAAGGAUGCUGGCUCUUUAAUAGACCAAGCUACUCUUCUCUGACGUAAGCUGUUCAGCUGUGACUGUGCUGAUGGCAUACACUGUAGGCAACAAAGCAAAUGCUUACUGAAGGACAACCCAAUAAAGAUGGCAGAGAAGUAUCUCCCUCGACUACAUUUUAAGGCAAUAGAAUAGGUAUAGGUAUAUAGGUAUAUCAACAUGCUUAUUUUUCAUAAACCUCUAUGGAAUACCUCACAUGAGGACCAGAAGUAUUGGGAUGCAAGCCAGUGCGCUAGGCAGCCUUCGGUAAACAUUGAAGGCAACUUAUUUUCUAAUGCAACACCCAAGGAUUGUGGUUGAUCCUGAUAGGGCCAGGUUUCUGGAAGCGUCAUAUCUAUUUAAAGUGAUCGGCCUAUUUCAGAAUGGCUGCCUCCCAACAUUUAAAAAAAAACAGCUACUUCUGACGAGCACCUUGCAUUAUGGACAUAGAGCUACAGUUGGUCCUAUUAGAGUGAGCAGGAAAAGUCAAAAGUGAUUGGGCUUUUUGAAAACAAACCUAACGUAAAGCAGGAUUCACCAUUACUGGCUUAGCGAGAAAGAGAUCGACCUACGUAUAGGACAAUCAGCAUGAGGAAGUGAGUUUUUCUUGAAAGCCUUGUUGCCUCAAUGUGAUUUAUUAUUUGUAAUUUUUUUUAAAAGGUUGUUUUUCGAGUUUGCCAAACUGAAAGAGCACGUUCCAUCUGUGCGAGGGUCCUCUUUUGUUACGUUUCUUCUUCCGAUUACAUUCAGGAAAAGGGGGGAAAAUGCUGGAUUUUAGGGUGUUACAACCGUAGUUGAUUGCAGGAAAGCUUCCGUUGGUGUGUCAGAGAUUUGUGAGGGCAUUACGAUAGAUCUUGUAAAUGCACAGUGGAGUGCUCAGAUCAUUAAUCCAUCGUUAACUCCUAAGAAGGCAAAAAACAUGCCAUCAUCACAUGAGUUGGCAGUGAUAAAGCUGGUCAAUGGAAUACCAUUUGAUAUUCCAUCACUAAAUUGAACAGUGAUAGAAAAUGGAAUAGGGAUGUCCACAGAGGUCCUGCGGAACAUAGAAUUACACAAGACUGUCACUCCUGUAUGCCUGUGGAGACUUAAUCCUGGGACAAACAGUGUACUCCCUCUGUACUGGUGGAGUAUUCACAUCCUGCCUAUCUCUAGGAAAGGCAAAAUGCCCUUGUAUGUUUUAUGAGAUGCCACAAUGGUUUUCCAGGGAAGCAACACAAUCACUUAGCAAGGCAUUAGUAGUCCUGAACUCAGAAAGGUGCUACUUGUAUCCUCUUCAGUGGCCUCCACUUAGUUUGUUACGCAGAGUGAACAAAACCCAGAGCAUCUCAAUGCAAGGCUGACAUUCUGUUGGUGCAGGAGAUGGAGCAGUGGUUGGAACAGCUUCAUGUUCACGUUGCCACGCAUUGUGAUGGUGCUGGGUGAUCAGGACGCAUCUCAGUGUAGUAGAAUGAUUGAAAAGCGGUUUGACUCCCGCUACUUGUUGGUAAGCUUUUCAGCGAGUUUGUAAAGUACAACCUGCCUGGUUAUCAUAAAAGGGAUUCUGUCUCCUUAUAUAAGAAAAUCACAACCACAGUUUACAAAAGUUGUUUAAAACUUUGAGUUAAUGUUUUGAUACUGCCUGACAGGUUAUCAAUGUAAUAUUUUGUUGCCUUUCAAACACUAAUAUGUUGUAAAAGUUCUUUUUAUAUGUAUAUAUAUAUAUAUAAAAAUAUAUACACACACAGUAUAUAACUGUUGCAUCUCAGUUCUUCGGGAUUUUUUUUUCUAAUGUUUUUAAUGCUUUAGUCUGAGCACCAGCGUGGAGAGACAGACAUGUAGGUACCGUGGAUUUCAAGAAUAAAACAUUAGCUUAGUCGUGACACCUCAUGUGGUUUUGCAUAAAUAUAACUGCCCCUCCAGAAGGAUUAUUUCCAUUUGCCUGUUUGCAUGUCAAAAAAAAAUGUGUUCACCGAUCGAUUGCAGUUUGCUUUUGUGUAGUCAGAAAAACUUUUCGA